UAGAAUUUAUAACCUCUAAAAAUAUGCUAUAAAAUAAACAACUACAAUGAAUUGUAAAUUGACAUUUCCUGGGAUUUUUAAAAAUUUUUGCACCAGCGUAAGAGCAACUAUAGUACCGAAUAGUAAUGUCAUACAUGAUAUCGAUACGAAUGUUUAUAAAUUUAGAAAACAUCCUGGUGUGGUUUUUCCUAGAACAGUAACUAUUCCUGAAAAUUUUGUAAAAUCAGUUAUAAAUGUAUUGGCUGAUUAUCCAGUGAAGAGUUUUAUAGAACCUAGCGAAAAACUUAGCAGGCAUUUGAAAUGCAGAGUGGCUCCAAUGGAAAAAUUUGAACUCAAAAAAAAAGUAAGAAAUAUUCAAGAAAGAGUUUUGGAAAAACAGAAAGAUAUUGAAAUUAACACUAUCGAAGAAGAAAUGAAUUACAGGCAAGUAAUUCAGAAUAAAAUUCAAAGAGCAAUAAAUGAGAAUCUGUACAAUUGGAAACCAGUUAAAUAUGAUGCCAGAAAUGCUCUCCUGUAUCUUAUAGGACGUUCUGCUGCUGAGUAUUCUGUUUUAGUAAGAAUAUUCAGUGAAAUAGAAAGUCGUGAUCCUGAUUUUAAGCCAAGAAGUAUAUUUGAUUAUGGAUCUGGAGUAGGAACAGUUACUUGGGCUGCAAAUAUUUAUUGGAAGAAGUACAUUUUAGAAUAUUUCAAUGUUGAUACAUCUAGAGAAAUGAACGAUUUGGCACAAAUAUUGUUACAAGGUGGAAAAGGUACAGGAAAUAUGCCAAUAAAAGGUGUUUUCUAUAGACAAUUUUUACCAUCUACUCCUUUAACCUAUGAUAUAGUUGUUUCAGCUUAUUCAUUGUUUGAACUACCAUCAGUUAAAAGUAGAUUAGAAACUGUUGUUAAUUUAUGGAAUAAAACUGCAAAGUAUUUAGUUAUAGUUGAACAUGGAACCAAUGCAGGAUUUAGGGUAGUAAAUGAAAUUAGAGAUUUUCUGCUCAAACUCAAUGAAGAUGGUCACAAAUGUACAGUUUUUAGUCCUUGCCCUCACGAUAACACUUGUCCCAGAUUUUUAUUAGAUGAUGGUACUCCUUGUAACUUUGAAGUAACUUAUCACUCACUUCCUAUUAGCACUCAUUCAAAACUGAAGAAGGAGUUAUAUUCUUAUGUUGUUCUUAAAAAAUGUAAGUCUGAUGAUAAAAGUAUUGAAGAGAGAUGGCCUAGAUUAGUUAGACCAACUUUGGUUAGGUCUAAGCAUACAAUUUGUAGAAUGUGUACAAGUAGUGGAAAACUUCAAGAAGUUGUUGUGACUGCCUCUAAAUAUGGAAAGACAAUGUAUCAUUGUGCAAGAUCAACUAAAUGGGGAGACUGUCUUCCUGUAUCAGUUAAAGAUGUAGAAAAGAAUAAGAUAAAAGAUUAGAUUAAUAAAAAAAUAUUAUUUUUAA
Messenger RNA from Diorhabda carinulata, 1427 nucleotides. RefSeq names its product methyltransferase-like protein 17, mitochondrial. Lineage: Eukaryota; Metazoa; Arthropoda; Insecta; Coleoptera; Chrysomelidae. The coding region runs from base 47 to 1402 and encodes 451 amino acids. Gene Ontology annotation, biological process: translation. Gene Ontology annotation, molecular function: methyltransferase activity; structural constituent of ribosome. Gene Ontology annotation, cellular component: mitochondrial small ribosomal subunit. The record is from RefSeq and is a predicted model, not a curated record. The transcript has a single exon.